Plasmodium malariae is the source of this 819-nucleotide messenger RNA. RefSeq names its product heterochromatin protein 1, putative (gene HP1). Gene Ontology annotation, cellular component: pericentric heterochromatin. NCBI's taxonomy places the organism in Eukaryota, Apicomplexa, Aconoidasida, Haemosporida, Plasmodiidae. Bases 1 to 819 code for a protein of 272 amino acids. Gene Ontology annotation, biological process: chromatin organization; negative regulation of transcription by RNA polymerase II. The transcript has a single exon. The record is from RefSeq and is a predicted model, not a curated record. Gene Ontology annotation, molecular function: chromatin binding.
AUGACAGGAUCAGAUGAAGAAUUUGAAAUAGGUGAUAUACUUGAAAUAAAAAGAAAAAAAAAUGGCUUCAUAUAUUUAGUUAAAUGGAAGGGUUACUCAGAUGAUGAAAAUACAUGGGAACCGGAAAGUAACUUAGUACAUUUAACAAGCUUUAAAAAAAAAAUGGAAUACUUAAAAUCAAGCUAUUUAAAUAAAAACGAUACAACUAUUAAUGAUAGUAAAAAUAUGAAAAACCAUCUUUUAUCCCCAUCUAUGCAAGAAGAAGGUAGUAGUGGCGCAAAAUCGAAAGGUAGAAAUUCUUUAAUUUCAAAGAAAAAAAAUUAUAAAAAAAGUGUAGCAAACAAAAUGGAAAAUAAAAAAAACUUAUCUCCUCAUUCAGAUAAUUCUUUUAAGAGAAGCGACGAAGAAGAUAAUGAGUCAAUCAAACAAGAAACCAUAACAAUCAAUUACGAUAAUGCGUUAUUAAAUGUAGAAGAUGUAUACAGCGUUCGAAUUAAAAACAGGAAGAUGGAAUUCUUGGCUAGCUUAAAAAAUGCAUCUCCUCAAUGGGUAGAAGAAUCCAAUAUAAGAAGAACGGGACACUUAAAUAUUAAAGUUAAUGAUUUUAAAAAAUAUAUAAGAAGAAAAAAAACGUCCAAAGGAAAUAGGAUUGUUAUUAAAAAUUUACAUAAUGUUGGAGAUGAGUUAUAUAUAUCGGUUAUACAUAAUAUAAAUAAUAAAGAAAUACAUAGUUUAUACCCAUCAAAGGUUAUUGAGUAUAUAUACCCACAGGAACUUUUAAAUUUCCUCUUGUCAAGACUUCGAUACCGAACAGCCUAA